Belonocnema kinseyi is the source of this 2056-nucleotide messenger RNA. It is a transcript of the gene Fip1, whose product is annotated as pre-mRNA 3'-end-processing factor FIP1. The coding region runs from base 201 to 1736 and encodes 511 amino acids. The record is from RefSeq and is a predicted model, not a curated record. NCBI's taxonomy places the organism in Eukaryota, Metazoa, Arthropoda, Insecta, Hymenoptera, Cynipidae. Gene Ontology annotation, cellular component: mRNA cleavage and polyadenylation specificity factor complex. The transcript has 4 exons. Gene Ontology annotation, molecular function: RNA binding.
CAUGGCCGUACCGGCAUGAAGAGACUUUCGAGUUUUCGAGUUGCGAGACUUUAGUUUUUAUUAGAGUUUAUGUGGAUGGCCGUUUGCUAUGUUUUGCUCGUAAACAGCCAAUAUAUCACGAGAAGAAGAUACUUGAGUAUUGAGUGUAGUUUGAAUUCGAGUUGAGUUUAAAUGGUGUAAAUUGAAAAACAGUUUGAAACAUGGCGGACGAAAAUGAGGAUCAGUGGCUAUACGGUGAUUCUGUCGAUGGUAAAGAAUCUACGGAACCGAUUCCGGAUUCUAUUCUUGAAGGAAAUGAAACAUCCUUUGAUCCCCACGAGGAAUCAUCUAUUCUUGAUAACGAGGGAAACUUGGAAAACGGGAACCUAAUGGUCCUUCCCGAGGAACUGGGUGUCCCAGGAGAUGAGUCACAAUCUCUCCUGAAUGAAUCAAAUGCUGGUGAUACUGGCACGAACGAAAAUGGUACGAAAGAUAACUCAAGUCAAGAGGAUGGUGAGGCUGCAAGUGAUUCUGACUCAGAUGAUGACGUGCAUGUUGUCAUUGGUGACAUUAAGUCUACACCAGCCUACAGCAGCCUUAAUAUAAAACGAGGUGGACUCUUAAAUUCUGGAGGAGUACCUGAAAAAUUGAGUAAGCAGCCUGGCAAGUUCAGUAUUGAUGAAUUUGAAACUAUCGGCGUUAUCAAUGGUAUCCCCGCUCAUGAGUUUAACCUCGACCAAUUGGAAGACAAACCCUGGCGUCAGCCCGGGGCUGAUAUAACGGAUUAUUUUAACUAUGGAUUUAAUGAAGAAACGUGGCGCGCUUAUUGUGAACGUCAGAAGCGUAUGAGAAGCGAAUCUGGUGUUGGAUUAAUCUUGAAUGCCGGUAGCGGUGGCGGAAACACGGGAGGUCCAGGUUCUCGAAUACCACAAGUGACAAUUACGAAUUAUAACAGCAAGUACUCGGGCAUUAUGGGCCCAAAGAGAGCUGGCCCGCCACCGGGUAGGAAGAUGGCAGGAACGAUAGAUGUGAUUGGCAGUACCGGCUUAGCUUCGCGAAGGAAUCUCGAUAAAUCGCCACCAAAAGAAAAUGUCAUUCAGGUUAUGACAGCGGACAGGAGGGAAUAUUCGAGAAAACCAGGAUUCCCCGAUAUGAGUGUUCCUCCUCCAGUGACCAUGCCCCCGCCUCCUUUCGACAUACCACCACCUGGAUAUUCGGAACCAGUGCCAUACUUUGUACCUGAGGUAGACCCGUAUUAUCAAAGCUAUGAGCCAACUCAGGAUAGACAGUGGGGAAAUGAUCCGCCAUGGCAACCAGCAAAUUUGGCUAUUCCGUUAACGGGUGGCGAUGACAAAGAUGGCGGUCCCAAAUCUAUUCCAACUAUGGUCCCACCAGUUUCAAUGCCUCCUAUGGUCUCCUUACGAGAUCAAAGAGAGGGAAGGGAUCGCGAUAGAGACAGAGACCGUGAUCGGGACUUGGAAUCCGCAGGACGAGACCGAGAUCGAGAGAGAGAUCGUGAAAGGGACAGAGAAAAAGAAUCUAUGGUCAAGGAUCGAGACCGAGAAAAAGAAUCUGUUGCAAGGGAUGAAGAUCGGGAUAGAGAUAGAGCACGUUCCCAAUAUCGACAUAAAGAAAGGCACCGACAUCGAUCGCGAUCGCGCUCGCGUAGACACAAGUCCAGAUCCCGAAGUCCUAGUCGCCGGAAGAAGAAAUCCAGACGCUCAGAGCGAGAACGAUCAAAAGAAGAGAGCGAAUGAUCUUAAAUAUUCUAUUUAAGCAUGCUAUUUUAAAUAUCGAUGAAUUAAACAACUGCAGUCUCAAAAGCUGCAUAUAAAACAUCAAGCUAAAGGAUUGAUUUAAACAUAUGUUCUUUUUUCUCCGAUCUACAAACAUAUUUUAGGUGUACAUAAUAUUUAGACAAACCGAGAUACACUCAGCGCACCUUUAUCGUCAUCAACUCAUUAGUAUGUUUUAAAUUUUUUAUACUGCGGUCCCAAGAAGAAACAUACAUUUGUCACAUUGUUACUUAGGUCAUAUUUUGUUUAUUAUAAGGAAAUAAACAUUAGCCUAAAAAUCA